AUGAAUCGCGCUAACGAGGUCCAGAAGGAUCGACUUGCCGAGCUCGAAGAAAAAGUAAACCUCAUCCUAAAGGGAAGCAUACCAACCCGAGGGAGGGAAUCAGUCCUCGAAGAUGCCAAAGACGUCACAGAGGCAAGAUUCACACAAGGUAGCCAGCCUCGAGAUCGUCGCGACUCGAGUUACAGCGACCCGUCUCCUCCCAACUUCGCAUUUGAUGAUACCAGUCCCCAGCCUUCCUCCUUGGCCGUUGCCCGAGCGGUCGAUUUGUACAUGAAGUAUUGCCACCGACAGCCUGUCUGGUGUUUUAAUUUUGAAGAACAUGGAGAUCUGGAAUCGUUACCAGAAGAGCUUAUCUGUAGUAUCCUUGCGCUGACGGCUCGGUUCUCGCAUGAGGGGGAACACGCACAGCACCAUGCGGAUACGGCGAAGAGUUUGAUUAUGCUGCGGAUUGCGAACGGGACGGUGGAGUUGAGUACGAUUGAGGCUUUGUGCUUGCUGGCGUAUUCUUCGUUUAUUGAUGGCGAUAUGCACCUUGGUCGAUUUCACCUCGGACUUGCAUUUCAGCUCUGUCGAUCCGCUCUACUCGAUACCGAGUCCGCAUAUACACCUGGAGACCCCCACCUGGAGCGCAAGAAGAGAUUAUUUUGGAGUCUACAGCUACUAGAACAAUCAUAUGGCCGCCAGACCGGACUGCUGAGCAUUUCCUCGGAGAUCUGGCGGCCGGCGGACUAUUUCACAGGCAACGGUAGAGAGCCACAAAGAGAUACUGAGAAGCCUCCCCCAUUGCCGCGAGACACAAUAGGCUGCGCUACGCCAGAUGAUACUGGCAUCUGGAGCAUGACGAUCCACUUUGGCUGGGUGUGGAGCAAAGUACGGACAUAUGUGUCUGAUUGUGCAAACAACCGCCUACGCGAGCCUUGGCGCCACGAGUCGAUGUAUUCCAUGGUGCUUUCCGACCUCACGGAAAUCGAGAACCAAACACCUCUUUGCCAUCGAUACGACCAUGUGCGUUUCUAUGAUCGACAGCCGGACGAAGUGAUCCUCAACCGUGCGUACUGGGUCCCCUGGCUCAAAUUACAGUUCAUGUACCAUGCCAUUCUCACCGUCCUCAACCAUCCUUUUCUGUAUAUCAUGGCCUCACGGCAUAAUCCCAACCUGGCCAUUCCGAACAGUUUCUGGCGCCGGUCGUCGGAGUUGGUACUUCUGCAUGCGACGUGGAUCGUGCGUAUGAUUGACAUGCUAUCGGACAAGGACGUACGACUGACCGAUCCCUUCUUCGCGCAUGUGGCUGCUAUCGCCGCGACGGUUCAGCUAUAUUACUGCUGUGCUGGUGACCCCAGACUAAAGUACAAGUCCCGGGCGGAUCUAGCCCGCUGUAGGGUGUUUUUGCGGUCAUUUGUUCCGUUUUCACGGGCGUGUGCAUCAUUGGUAUGUCUCCUGCGGCAGAUGAUCAAAACAAAACUGACAGAACAGAAUCGAUCGCUCGACCGCAUGACCCGGAUUGCAGCAGGCACAGAGAAUGUAGACUACGACAGCUGGGUGCCAUCCAAGAUUCAUCUGAAUAUCCCCUUGAUGUGGGAUAUCCUCCAGUUUACCUGCAGCGACGAUUCGUAUCCCGCUGUCCCGUCUGGGAGCCUCUUGCAUUCCUCGCUCAGUGCUUCUGCAACCAGAAACGACGCAGAGGAAAGCUCUACACUCGAAAUUAUUGUGACCACUUCGCCUGAAGUUACCGUCAACACCGCAGACGGCGGACAGGGCGUACCUAUGCCUCUGUAUCGGGCCCCAAAUUCGUCAAAGGACGGCGAUAUGAGCCCAGCUACAGCCCCACGGUCUAUGCCUCCUUCAGACGCAGUGGUAGCUCCCAUCGACAGCCUCAUGCUCAACACGCCCUGGCUCUGGGCUGAUCCAGCCCCAUUUGGAGACGUGGAUGAUCUCGACUAUAGCACGUCCGCUCCGGCGGUAGGCGAUAUUGAAGGUUCGGCGUGGUGGAAUUUGGGAAAUUUAUAA
Messenger RNA from Aspergillus pseudoviridinutans, 2007 nucleotides. Its product is annotated as putative C6 transcription factor. The coding region runs from base 1 to 2007 and encodes 668 amino acids. Gene Ontology annotation, cellular component: nucleus. The transcript has 3 exons. Gene Ontology annotation, biological process: DNA-templated transcription. The record is from RefSeq and is a predicted model, not a curated record. NCBI's taxonomy places the organism in Eukaryota, Fungi, Ascomycota, Eurotiomycetes, Eurotiales, Aspergillaceae. Gene Ontology annotation, molecular function: DNA binding; zinc ion binding.